Molecule: messenger RNA, 501 nt
Organism: Daphnia magna
Lineage: Eukaryota; Metazoa; Arthropoda; Branchiopoda; Diplostraca; Daphniidae
Product: UPF0669 protein v1g209471-like
Exons: 4
Coding region: 1-501 (166 amino acids)
Source: RefSeq, a predicted model, not a curated record
AUGCAUUCAAACUGUAAAGAUUUGACUUUACAAUCGGUGGUUGGAGACGUAGUGGCCGAUAAUUUUACGUAUUUCACCUUAGGCUACGAUGGACCAAUAAGUUUGAUCCUUGAUUCAUUGGAAGGUGAUGCAGACUUGUACAUAUCACAGUUCUUGUUACACCCAUCAUACAACACUUCUGAAUACUGUUUACACUCUGCCACAUGUGGCCAAGAUCGUGUUGAUAUACCAUCCAGUUUUCAAAGGCCAAUUGGUGUAGGUGUAUAUGGUCAUGUUCUACAUCCAUCUACCACUUUCCAACUUACUGUUGUCCUAAGAGAUGAGUUUGGUCAAAUGCAGGAGGGUUUUGAAACUCUUUUAGACUCUGAUUACCUUGAAAUGAAAAGAGUUGGAGGCACUGGAAAUAGUGGAUACAGAAUUCCCCAGAGUGAAGAACAAUCAGUCUUUUCAUCAAUGCUGUGGACAUUUUUAGAGAUCCUUUUGGAAGUGCUCUUUGCUUAA